Messenger RNA from Lolium rigidum, 937 nucleotides. RefSeq names its product B-box zinc finger protein 32-like. The record is from RefSeq and is a predicted model, not a curated record. The coding region runs from base 69 to 722 and encodes 217 amino acids. NCBI's taxonomy places the organism in Eukaryota, Viridiplantae, Streptophyta, Magnoliopsida, Poales, Poaceae. The transcript has a single exon. Gene Ontology annotation, molecular function: zinc ion binding.
GAGGUUGACGAGCAGUGUGAGAGCAAGACUACGAACUCCGGAGGAAGCGAGAAGAGAAGCUGCUAGGAAUGGCGGCCGAGAAGUGCGCCGGCGGCGCGAUCACGCGGUGCGAGCUCUGCGGGGGCGUGGCGGCGGUGCACUGCGAGGCGGACUCGGCCUUCCUCUGCGGGGCCUGCGACGCCAAGGUGCACGGCGCCAACUUCCUCGCCUCCAGGCACCUCCGCCGCCGCCUCGUCGUCCUCGCCGACGACGGAAACAGCGAGCCCGGAUCGGCCACGGACCUCGACUCCGACUCGUCCAGCUCCUGCGUGUCGACCGCCGACUCGUGCGCCCCGGCGCGGCGGGCAGGGAGGAGGAAGAUGACGACGGGCGGGCGCAGCAGGACCCGGCGCGCGCGGGCGGAGGCGGUGCUGGAGGGGUGGGCCAAGCGGAUGGGCCUCGCGCAGGGCCCCGCGCGGCGGCGGGCCGCCAGGGCGGCGCGCGCGCUCCGGGCGCUGGGCCGCGGCGUGUCCGCCUCGCGCGUCCCGCUCCGCGUCGCCAUGGCCGCCGCGCUCUGGGCCGAGGUCGCCGGCGCCGGGUGCGGGGACGCCGCGCUGCUCCGCCGGCUCGAGGCCAGCGCGCACGUGCCGGCCAGGCUGCUCGUCGCGGUGGCGUCCUGGAUGGCGCGCGCCGCGGGCCGGGCCGCCGCGCCCGCCGAGGAGGGCUGGGCAGAGUGCUCAUGAGCCACGCGCUUGGCUGCAGAUGUACCGCCGGUGUACGGGCGAGCUGAACACGGAAGAUCGGAGUCUGAGAUAGAGCCACACUUAGAAUUAAUUAGCUAAUGUAACAUGUGAUUGAGCAAAGUUUGUUUGUUUUUUCACUUCUGGAAUUUAAACACGAUUCUAUAUACUACUGUAUGAUUUAAAUGUUAAUAUUCUUUUCAUCAUCAUCAUCAUCA